Molecule: messenger RNA, 468 nt
Organism: Durusdinium trenchii
Lineage: Eukaryota; Dinophyceae; Suessiales; Symbiodiniaceae
Source: the annotation of a GenBank genome assembly
AUGCACCGACAGCGUUUAGAGAACAUGCGCUCAGCCAUCGAUACCCGUGCUCCCGCUCCGAUGCCACAUCUACAGCUCUACGGCCGUGACUACGCCGCCAAGAAGCGCGCGACCACCGAAGCGGCCUUCAGUGAUCUCAAGAUGAUCCAGUCGAUCGCAAAAAUCAUGACGAGGGACAUCAAGGUCCCUGAGAGGAAAGGGCCAGUCAGCCUCAAUGCCGAUGGCCGUAAGCAGGAGAUUUAUCGGAUCAUGAAGGAGAACCAUCAGCUGCUGCAGAACAUCGAGACAUGUCAACCGGUCGUGAGGACCUCUGACAUGAUGAGAUGGGAUCGCAUGCGGAAGCGCUAUAUCAUCAAUGCUUCGCACACCAUGCGCAUGGCUGGGGAGUAUGACGACGACAUCAUGCGGAUUAGAGAUGAAGAUCGUCGAAAGAGAGAGGCCCGGCCUGUCCUCGGUCAAGUGAGUUGA